AUGCCACCUGCCGCGCGACCUGCCUGCACGAGGCUUGUGUCGAUGAUGCUAUCGAAAAGACGCGCGUGACGACAUUAGUGCAUCUGGCAAAUAUUAGGUCUCAAGACUGACCGAAAAAAAAAAAGGCGACUCUAUUCCCACUGUUCGAGAGGAAUACGAAGUCCAGACGUGUCUUUUAUGGGAGUGCGAAGCGUUUUCGAAGAUUUCGUUGUCACGGAUCCGCUAUUUUUUCUCACCGCCAGUGAGGCUUGCGGGGUGUUCAUGGAACCGACGAAUGUGCGGAGGUGGUCACUAUUCCGGUACUCUCAGGUGUCGGGGAAUCGCUCGAAGAUAGAAGGGAUUCCACCGCGAACCUCUCCAAGAGCGAGCGCCCAAAGCGUGGUGGCAAGAAGAAGCACCAGCAGCGCGACAACGAGCACACACACGACAUGCCGACCUUAAGCGGACUUCACCUGCCUUCCUCCAGUCCCACCGGCAACGGUGGAAUCGCUGCUCCCGGAACCUGCCAGCCAUCGACCACAGUCCGCAUCACCGUGAUGGGAGCGGCCCGCGUCGGCAAGUCUUCACUCAUUCAACAAUUCCUGUACGGCCGGGUGCCGAAGCAGCACAACGCCACCGUGGAGGAGCUGCACCGGCGAGACUACGGUGCCUCCAACGGAGGGCGCCACAGGCUCACCCUGGAGCUGCUGGACACCAGCGGGAGCUACCAGUUCCCGGCCAUGAAACAGCUGGCCAUCACAACGGCGCAGGCAUUCAUCUUAGUCUACUCUAUCGACGACAUGGAGUCCUUCGAAGAGGUCCGUCGCCUUCGAAGUGAAAUUCAAGAAGCCCGCGCCGAACUCGGCAAGGGCAUGCCCCCGGUCGUGAUCGUGGGCAACAAGUCCGACCUGGCGUUCAGACGCACCGUGGGUUACGAAGUUGCGGAGACCGUCGCCACAAUCGACUGGGAACACGGCUACGUCGAGUGCUCGGCCCUCGAAGGUCUCAACGUGACGCAAGUCUUUCACGAGGUUCUCAUGCAAAGCAAGCUUCCCGAGGUCCUCUCCAACUCAAACCGGCGGCGACAGUCGUGCCCCGCACAAGUCCACUCGCACAAAAGGUUGUACAGCAACGGAGCAAAGAGGCACAGCUGCAUCAUUUCGUGAACUGUCUUUCGUGAACGUUUACGUCAUGCACCCGUGGAAGAAAAUGUUAUUGUGCUUGUCAAAUUAGCGUCGCAAAGUUCAGAAACAAAACUUCGUAACGCGUUGAUCAGACGACGUCAUUUAGAAGUGGAACGUUUUGUUUUCGCAAGGUAUAGGCCCAAAUACGGAGCAACUACCUAUUCAUAUCUAACAGCUGGCGCCUGGAUAGAUUGGAUAUCUUAGCGUUCCGCGGCGCGUUUGUGAAUAAGUGUGGUACAAAGAUUUCUUCGUGAGACUGUUGGCUGAUCAUCUCAGAAAGAUGAGGCGCGAAACGCCUUCCUUCCUUCUUGGAGGACACGGAUAUACAGGGUCUUUCACCAAGAUUCCUUGCGGAGAAGCAAAUUCAUCAGCCAAAACUAUAUCAGGCGUCCGAGUGAAAUUUUUUUCUCGUAAUCCUGAGAAAGACAAAAGUACAAACAUUCAGUCAGAACGUCCACGGUGAUGCCUUAGUGAGCCCCAGAUUACAGGGUAUCCAGAGUAAAGUACACGCACUUGAAAGACGCACGAACAAUGCUGAUUCACGCCAUACUUUUUGUGAAUAGAAUUCUGGUUCUACUUGAAUGUAAUGUAGCUGGGCAUAUAUUUAUGGCGCUAUGAUAGACGCGGUGGAUGUGAACAGCCAGGUGACAUGUACAAAAAGAGCGAAUGCCUUAUUUAAUCUAAAUAGAGAGAAAUACGGACUACAGGCAGGGAGAUUAACCAAUCUUUGUAAACCUACACGAGGGAAGGUGAAGCAAGGAAGGCUAAUAGAGAAGGUUGCGUAAUAUAAACGGCCAACACCCGCUGUUUUCAUUUCAUAGAGAGAUAAGCACUUGUACGUCCGCAUUGAAUUUUUUGAUAAGGUCACUCACUCUCUGCUUCAGUGACAGCUACCUUCACAAUACCUUGGCAACGUUUACGAUUGUACAGAUGCCGAACAAUCAGUUUCCUUUUUGUCUUUGUACAGCGUGAGAUGCGCUGUCAUUCGAUUCUCACUCUUUCUUCGAGAGUGCACUUGUGUAUUUCUGAAUGUCCUUGUUUUCGGAGUUAUUGUUGGUCGUGUCACUUCACAUUUGUGUAUGUGUACGCUUGAGGCAUUUGAAAUGAUUUCUCCAGGUCGUUUUGCAGUACUGUUUACGCGAAAUACUUCUUGGGCAUUGUACUCGUACUAACGCCUGCCUCUGCUAAAUGUUCCGUCAACAUUACGAGUAUGAUAGGCAGCGAGAUAAUGCGCAUGCGCAAUCUACUGGGUCACCUUUAUGCUUUCCUGCAAUAGUGCUCUGACGCGAUGUCACAGCAAAUGGCUGCUGAUGCGAGUAUGUUUUUGUUUCCCGUAGAUGAAACACAAACAGAAAGCCUGUACAUUUAUAUUAGUAGAGCAGAAACAAGAUCGAUGCUUGAAAAGACGAAAGAUUUUUCGAUAGGGAGCGCAGCUGCAGCGAACAUUUUGACAAGUGGUCUUGUGUUCACGACAUCAACAGUUAAUUGCUGUCAUGUGGAAGACAAGACACCUUCUUGAAACGUCCUCUACAGCGGCAUCUCCGCUAUCUGUGUUCAAACACAUCUUUUAUCUAUUCCACAAAACGCCGUCAUGCUAAUUUCAGAAUCACAAUAACAACGGAGUUGGAAACGCGCAUUUAGAAAGUCAGGAUAAAUAGUUGUGUGAAAUAGAGUGAAGUUUUUAUGCUGCGCCAGCUUUCGCCUCGAAAACUUUGCGUCAGUGUAACUUCAGGGACACACGUACGUACCACAGCCAUUGUCAUUCUCCCCGCUUAGAUGUGAAUGUCAGUGUUUUUGUUGUUUUUGUUCUGGUUGUGAUUGUACUGCAUUUGCUGCAUUGUUCUUUUCGGAGCAUGGAGGCUCGUAUCUACAUACAAGAUCAAAACGUUUCUGUUGUGCACAUCAAAGUAAGGUAUACAUGUAUAUACACAGGGCUACUGCUUAUCACUGAAUCUUCACUUACCUGCUGUAUGUAUAUACACACCCUGGAAACCACCUUUCUGCUAUUUAAGGAACUUGUAUUUUUAUAUACUGUUAAAACUGUCCUGUGAUUGUAAUAUACGGUCCUGUCUCCGCAGUAUUUAUUCAGCAAAAUAUAAUAUCUGCUUUCACUCUGUCUUUUUCAUGCGCACACUCAAAGAGUCUUCCAAUAAAUAAAUUCUGAAAAACAA
This is a messenger RNA of Rhipicephalus microplus (southern cattle tick), 3334 nucleotides long. Its product is annotated as ras-related protein Rap-1b. Gene Ontology annotation, molecular function: GTPase activity; GTP binding. Lineage: Eukaryota; Metazoa; Arthropoda; Arachnida; Ixodida; Ixodidae. The record is from RefSeq and is a predicted model, not a curated record.